AUGGACGUCUUCAACAUCACCGACCUCAUCCUCACCGAUGAUAAUAAAACCAUUGAAAAUACUACUAACGUCGAAAUCUGGAAUGAACUGUCCAAGAUUUCCCGAAGUCGAGGAGCAUUAGGUUCGGUGUUGUUGAUGUUUUCCAUCAUGACUGUCUUCGGCAAUAGUUUGGUCAUCGCCGCUGUCAUAAGAGAGAGGUACCUCCACACUGCUACUAAUUACUUCGUCACUUCUUUGGCACUAGCAGAUUGUCUUGUUGGUCUGGUUGUCAUGCCUUUCUCCGCUAUUUAUGAAGUUCUCCAGCACAAUUGGUACUUCGGAUCUAACUGGUGUGACACUUGGAGAUCUCUCGAUGUACUGUUCAGCACUGCGUCUAUUCUCAACCUCUGUGUCAUUUCUCUUGACAGGUACUGGGCUAUCACUGAUCCUUUCCUCUACCCUUCUCGAAUGAGCAGACAAAGAGCUACUCUUCUCAUUGCCGGUAUUUGGAUCUGUUCUGGCGCUAUUUCUUUCCCAGCUAUACUUUGGUGGCGAGCAGUUAGAGAAGGUACCCCGAGGAACAAAUGUCCCUUUACUGACAAUCUUGGUUAUCUCAUAUUCUCUUCUACUAUUUCAUUUUACCUCCCUCUUUUUGUGAUGGUAUUUACUUAUUACAAGAUCUAUAGAGCUGCUGUCAUUCAAACUCGCUCCUUGAAACAUGGAUCGAAACAAGUUAUGAUGACAAGGGGUGAAAUUGAGCUUACUUUGAGAAUCCAUCGUGGAAGAAGCUAUGUCUAUGAAAGCCCUUCCCUCUCCGAUGAAAUUGAUUAUUCCAUUCCUCAGAACGGUGGUCCCAAAUCUAUUCAGCAAGGUCGGCAUGUCAGUAAGAAUUUUUCUCUCAGCAGAAAACUCUCUAAAUUCGCUAAAGAAAAGAAAGCUGCUAAGACUCUUGGAAUUGUCAUGGGAGUUUUCAUAAUCUGCUGGUUACCAUUUUUUGUUGUCAAUCUGCUCACAGGAUUCUGCUCUAACUGCAUUGCUGAAGAAGAACUGGUGUCCGCUAUCGUCACCUGGCUCGGAUGGAUAAACUCCGGAAUGAAUCCCAUCAUCUACGUCUGCUGGAGCAAAGAUUUCAGAAGGUGA
Nezara viridula (southern green stink bug) is the source of this 1119-nucleotide messenger RNA. NCBI's taxonomy places the organism in Eukaryota, Metazoa, Arthropoda, Insecta, Hemiptera, Pentatomidae. The record is from the annotation of a GenBank genome assembly.